AUGUCCAGUAUACACGUUGAUAGAUGUUGCAAUCCCUACAAUGUGGAAGGUCACAGAGGGAAAGAUCUUCGACGCAUUUCGAGUGUUAUCAAACGAUUAUUCCCAAAGUUUCCAGAUAAUGCUAAAAUUUGUGCAGCAUGUAGGAAAAUGAAAUAUCCUCGCAUGAAUGAAGAUACGCACGUCUCAUCGAGUCUUGAUAAAACGUUUGAUAAUUGUACUCAUGAUACUGAACAGAAUAUUUCUGUAUCUUCCGGUGCAUCUUCAUUAUCUUUCAGUGGAAUUGAAUACAACAUAAAAUCACAAAGAGAGAUUGAGUUGGAAGAUAUGUUGAGUGGAUUGAAAGAAAAAUUUUCCACUCUUGAAAUUAAUGAUCCUUUGAGAUUGACGAUUUUGACUGUAGUACCAGAUGCAUGGAGUCUAAGUCAAAUUUCUCGGGAAUUUAACUGUUCUAGGUAUUUUGCAAAAAAAGCUAGAGAAUUGAAAGCAUCUAAGGGCGUUUUAGCAGAAACAACUGCUAAGAAUGGUAAACCAUUGCCGGAAAGUACUGUUACACGAAUUAAAGAUUUUUACAAUAGUGACGAAAAUAGCAGAAUCAUGCCAGUAAAUGCCAUCCUGACUGUCCAUAAAUGUCCUGGUAUUAUUGAACUAAAAAAACAUUUGAAAGAACUCUUAGAUGAGAAAGGUAUUCACCACAUACAGUUCAGUGUCUGGACAACAACUGACAGAUCAACUCUUCAGACGCAAAUUCUUCCGUCGUCGGAAUUUGUUGAUGAAUUUUGUGACAAAUUGAUCAUUCUAAAACCUCAUUCUUUCAUUGCAAAAGAACAAUCUCGAUUCUAUCAGGAAAGAAAAGAGAAUUUAAAAAGAGGUGAAGUUCUUGCAGUAUUAGAUUUUUCUGAGAAUUACAAUACACUUCAUGACACAGCUGCUGUAUAUACUGUACAAAAGAUGCUGAUUCCUGAAUUGAAAAUAAUCAUUCCUGAGCUAAGAAGAGUAAUCUACUUUAGCGAUGGGGCAAAACAGCAUUUUAAAAAUAAAUAUCAGAUGAUGAAUCUAAUGCAUCACGAAGAGGAUUUUGGUGUUGCAGCGGAAUGGAACUAUCAUGCCACUGCACAUGGUAAAGGUGCUUCAGACAGUGUAGGUGCUGUGUUCAAAAGGGAAGCUAUGCGAGCUAGCCUCCUUAGUAAACCGAACAAUGCCAUUCUUUCAUUCGAGAAACUUGUUGACUGGGCUCAAAAAAAUUCUAAAAGUAUUAGUAUACUGUCAUAUAAUGACAAAGAGCACCAAAAGACAAAAAGAUUUUUGAAAAAACGAUUUGAUGUAGCUCCACCAGUUCCAGAGAUUCUGAGAAAUCACUGUUUCGUCCCAAUCAACAAAGAAAUGGUGAUUAAGAGAUAUUCCAAUGCUGUGACAAUGAGUGAAUUAGUUGAAAAUCAGCUUUCGACGCUACGCUUCGUAGCGAAAGCACUGGACAAUUUCAAGAAAAUUGGCCGGAAUAAUCUCACCUCCGCCAAGAUACGAAACCGAAUGACAUCACCCAAGGAAACGUGGAAUAAUUGCCUGGAAGGACAUCGCCUGUUGCUGCAACAUUAUCCGGAAUCAAAACGCGAUCUCAUCGCUUAUUUCCGAGACGAGCAACUGGAUCAAUACCAGGAAAUCUACUUGACAGCACUAGACUACAUGUCUGACUGUUUGGAGGAACUGGAACCGUGCGUGAGUCCGCUCCAAUCAAGCGACCGAUCUGUAUCUCAUAUACAGUCGGAAUCCGCGUUAUCAUUGAGACAUUUACCGCCAAUUCAAUUACCACCGUUCUCCGGUAAAGCCGACGAGUGGGAAACUUUUCGCGAUCGAUUCACUGCGUUAAUCAUAAAGAAUCCCGAAUUAUCCGAUUUCGCGCGCAUGCAUUUUUUGGUCUCAAGCUUGACCGAUAAAGCUCGCGAUGUUGUAGCGGGUACUUCUGUUACCGCUGAUAAUUUUGACGUCGCUUGGAAAGCAUUAACUUCUCGUUUUGAAAAUAAACGUAAACUUGUUGAACUUCACAUUGCUGAAUUAUACAAUUUACCUUCGGUUAACAAAGAAUGUGCCGCGGACUUGCACGCUUUACGAGAUAAAGCCGAUCGAGCGCUUUCAGCCUUAAAGCGGUUAAACCGAACCCAAGAGGAUAUACUUAAUGACAUUUUAGUCUAUUUUGUAUCGCUCAAGCUUGACUCCGCCACUCGUCGCGCAUGGAAACUCAAAACCGGAUCGGAAUCGACUCCGCCGAAUUACGAAGACUUGAUUACGUUUAUAUCAUCGCGUGCGCUCGCAUUAGAGGAAUUAGCUCCUUCCGCUGCGAACAAAGGUCGACAUACUGUUCAAGCGAACACUGCGACCUUCGCGCGUCAAUCUUCCGGUCCGUGUCCAGUCUGUAAGACACCGCAUUAUCUUAGUAGGUGUCAACAAUUUGUAAUUAAGAGUCCGAAUCAGAGACGCGAAAUUGUCAAGAAUUCAAAUCUAUGCUUCAAUUGUCUCGGAACGAAACAUUCCGUAAAAAACUGCCAAAGUAAAAAUACAUGUCGCAUUUGUCAAAAAAGGCAUCAUUCUCUCUUGCAUCUUGAUUCGGCCUCUUCAAGCGAUCUAGACGUUACACGAGCGAACACGUCUAGCACCAGCGCAACUAUUGAUAAUCUCGAGCCAUCGCAAACCGUCGCGAUGUCCGCCGUAUGUUCAAGUACGCCCGUGUCAUCCGUAUUACUGGCCACAGCGAAAGUAACAGUUCGGUCUCCCGACGGUCGCGUCUGUGAAGCUCGCGCCCUGAUCGAUCAAGGGUCAGAGGUCACUUUUAUUUCAGCAAGAUUAGCAAGAAUCUUGCGGUUAACUCGGAAACGAAUUUUCGCUCAAAUUUCCGCAGUCGGCGGUAUCAAUGCGGAUACAUGUCGACAUUCCGCUGUCAUUGAACUCGCACCUCGCGGAAAGCCUAAGCCAGUUUUCACUACGGUCGCGUAUAUUCUAAAUGCGCUUACUAAAUACGCGCCGCGAUUAUCAGUCUCAGUAUCGGAUUGGAGACAUAUAAGUACACUCAAGUUAGCAGACGACGAUCCCACAGGAUCAAGCCCUAUUGACGUAAUCAUCGGCGCCGACAUUUACAGUCAAAUCAUUACGAAUGGAAUACGGAAAGGUCCAAUCGGGCAACCUAUCGCCCAGCGAUCUCAUUUUGAAUGGAUUAUCUCUGGACUCGCUCAGAAUCCAAACGUUUUGGCUCAAACGAUUAACGUCUUUCAUUGCUCAAUCGAGCGUGAGUUACGCCGUUUUUGGGAAAUCGAAGAGAUCCCACGCUAUAACAUUUUGUCUCCUGCCGAAGAACAAUGUGAGAAACAUUUUCUUACGACUCACUCACGAAUUUCCGACGGGCGUUACGUGGUUCGUCUGCCGUUUAAGACGAAGUUCCCUAUCGACAUCGGAGAGUCUAGAUCAAUAGCUAUACGGAGACUAACAGCAUUAAAAAGGCGUCUAGAUACGAAUCCAGAUCUCAAAUCGGAAUAUUCAGCGUUUCUUGAAGAAUACGAGCAGUUAAAACACAUGAAAAGAGUGCAUCCUCCAACCGCAUCUCAUUCACCGGCGGUUUAUCUUCCGCAUCAUCCUGUGAUCCGCGCAACGAGCGCUACCACUAGACUGCGCGUCGUGUUCAACGCGUCCAGCCUCACAACAAACGGUACAUCGUUAAAUUCACAUUUAGAGAUCGGGCCUAAAUUACAAACGGAAAUAACGGCGAUCUUAUUACGAUGGCGGAAACAUAAGUAUGUUUACAUGGCGGAUAUUGCCAAGAUGUACCGACAGAUUUUGGAUCAAUCGGACAUUCAGGAUUAUCAAUUGUCCACUGUUACGUAUGGAACCGCGUCAGCUCCGUUCCUGGCUUUACGAGUGAUCAAGCAAUUGAUAACAGACGAAGGAGCCGCAUUUCCCCUUGCAACUCCGAUUCUUCAAGAUGAUAUUUACGUUGAUGACGUUCUUUUCGGAGCCAAUGACCUAUCAGUGCUGCGUCAAGUCCGCGAACAACUCUGCUCUCUGCUGUUUCGCGGCAGAUUUACUUUACGAAAAUGGGCCAGCAACAACUCCGCAUUACUAGCAGACAUUCCGGAAGAAUGUCACGGACUCGCCGGAAACAGAUGGCUAACUUUCGAAGAAAAUUUCAGUGUUCUGGGAUUAACAUGGAAUCCCGCCUAUGACACUUUUCAAUUUCGCGUGGAUCUCUCACCGACACUUCCAGAUACGAAAAGGAAGAUACUAUCAACGAUCGCUCGAUUAUUCGAUCCAUUAGGAUGGGUCACCCCCGUUACGAUCAACGCGAAAAUCUUCAUGCAACAUUUGUGGAGAUUAAAAUUAAACUGGGACGACGCCAUUCCGUCACAAACACUUCAGCGCUGGGAAUCAAUAUACCACAACCUAUCGGCCUUAAAUAAUUUACAGAUUCCUAGAUGGACAUGUCAAGAUGAUAAUACUGCUUUAUGCGAGUUACACGGAUUUGCAGAUGCAUCUAACGCGGCAUACGCCGCCGCAGUUUAUAUGCAUACGACCUCGCAAUCAGGAGAGAUAAAGAUCACAUUAUUAGCGGGCAAGUCGAAAGUCGCGCCACUCAAGAUCACAAGCAUCCCUCGACUGGAAUUACAAGCAGCAUGCCUUCUUGCUUGGUUGAUCGAGUUCACGCAAUCCUCACUCCAGAUGUCAAACGUCGCGUGUCAUUGUUGGACGGACUCUACAGUAGUAUUGGCAUGGUUAAACUCACAUCCGUCCAGAUGGAAAACUUUCGUCUCUCAUCGAGUCGCAGAUAUCCAAUCUCGAGUACCUGAAGUUAAAUGGCGGUACAUUCCAUCCGCGGAUAACCCAGCCGAUUGUGCUUCGAGAGGUAUUCUACAUUCCGAUUUCAACGCCUUUAACUUGUGGUGGCACGGUCCUCCCUGGCUCAAACUAACUCAGACCAAAUGGCCAAGAGAUCCCGCUCCUCCGCUGGAAGAAGCGCCUGAGAAAAAUCGGAAACUUAUAGUACACGUAGCUCAAACAAAUUCUGGCUGGGAUUUAGCCACAAGAUACUCCACGUGGCCGAAGCUAAUCAGAAUUACAGCAUAUACUAUCCGCUUCGCAACCAGAUGCCGAAAGAGAGAUCAAACUUCAACUGACUCAGAGGUGCAAAGCCAAUCUUUGACGGCAAGUGAAAUUCAGACCGCACGCAAAUUUUGGAUUAGAUCAAUCCAGUCAGACGUUUUCAGUGACGAAUUGGACGCUCUCAAGAAACAGCAAUCACUUCCAUCAAAAUCAGCGUUAGCUAUGCUUCGACCUUUCCUGGAUGAAGAUCAUUUAAUAAGAAUCGGCGGUCGUCUAAAACAUUCCAAUCUUUCAUUCGCUACGAAGCAUCCGAUACUUCUAGCUCCGCAUCCAUUAGUCAAACUUAUCAUCAGACACACUCAUAUUCGAGCAUUACACGCAGGCGUUCAAUUGACAUUAGCAACAAUACGCCAAGACUACUGGAUUCUCCAAGCGCGAACUCAGGUCAAGCAAAUCAUACAUCAAUGCGUUACAUGCGCCCGAGAAAGAGCAGAAGUUCCGACACAGCUAAUGGGCGACCUUCCACAAGCUCGAAUCUCCACACCCGCUCGAGCUUUCAGCCAUUCUGGAGUGGACUACGCGGGCCCCAUUUUUACUCGCGCAUCCGCAGGUCGCGGCAUUACGUCCCGAAAGGGUUACAUUGUGUUGUUUGUCUGCUUGGCCUCCAGAGCAAUUCAUUUGGAGUUAGCCAGUAAUUACUCCACCGAAGCGUUUCUCAACGCCUUUUCUCGGUUUUGUGCUCGCCGAGGUUUACCUUCCACAAUGUACUCUGAUAACGGUACGACGUUCGCAGGAGCCGACGCUAAAUUGACAAAAGCUUAUCAGAGCGCAAUGCGCAACCCCGAGUUCCAGAGCAAAAUUGCCACCGAUAACAUUAGCUGGCAGUUCAUUCCUCCCCAUGCUCCGCAUUUCGGCGGUCUUUGGGAGGCCGGAGUUCGCAGUGUCAAGCAUCAUCUUAGACGAAUUUUGGGCCCUCACACUCUCACGUAUGAGGAAUUUUCUACUCUGUUAUGCCGCAUCGAGGCUUGCCUCAAUUCUCGGCCCAUCGGUCCGCUUACAGAUACUUUCGACGAUUAUAACCCCCUUACACCGGGGCAUUUCUUAAUCGGAUCUCCCAUCACGGUGAAUCCCGAACCGUCCAUUCUCUCCGUAAAUGAAAGUCGACUCUCGCGGUGGCAAUUAAUUCGUCAAUUGACAGAGCAGUUUUGGAAAAUCUGGCAGAGCGAUUACGUCAAUACUUUACAACAGCGAGUUAAAUGGAAGCAAGUACAACCGUCUGUGAAGCCUGGCUUAAUGAUAUUAAUUCGUAAUCCGUUGCUUCCGCCGUGCAAAUGGGAGCUAGGUCGGAUCACACAAUGUCAUCUCGGAUCCGACGGAUACGUUCGCGUCGUUACCGUGCGCACCGCUCAUUCUGAAUAUAAACGGCCGAUAGUUAAGCUAUGCGUACUACCCAUCGAUAUCGAGUCUUCGACUAACGGUUCUCCGAGCGAUAAUUGA
Camponotus floridanus (Florida carpenter ant) is the source of this 6576-nucleotide messenger RNA. RefSeq lists its product as uncharacterized. Bases 1 to 6576 code for a protein of 2191 amino acids. Gene Ontology annotation, molecular function: nucleic acid binding. Gene Ontology annotation, biological process: DNA integration. Lineage: Eukaryota; Metazoa; Arthropoda; Insecta; Hymenoptera; Formicidae. The transcript is spliced from 6 exons. The record is from RefSeq and is a predicted model, not a curated record.